UCGUCCGAGUUCCGUUUAGUUGCUAACUUUAGUUCGCGCGGUGCGGUCGUUCGAAUUUUGAAUUUCAACAAUAUGCGAUACAACAAGUUAAUCGGCACCGAUAUCAAAAUCUCCCACAUCAGCUUAGGAGGAGCAUCCUUCAGCAAUAUCUAUGGAACGUUUGAUGAGGCGCAAGGGGUCGGACUCAUCAAGACAUCUCUAGACCAUGGCAUCAACUACGUGGAAACGGGACCAUGGUAUGGACAAGGGACCUCAGAACUAACCAUCGGAAAGGCUUUAAGCGACGUGCCUCGUGACACCUUCUUCGUCGGCAGCAAAGUGGGAAGAUAUGAGAAGGAGAUGGAGAAAAUGUUUGACUUCUCCGCCGAGAAGACUGAAGCGGGAGUCGACAAUACCUUGCGCAGAUUGGGGCUGGAUUACGUCGAUAUCAUUCAGGUUCACGAUGCAACCUUCGCGCCUGAUAUUUCUGUCGUCCUGAAGGAGACUCUCCCAGCUCUGGAGCGAGCGGUGCGAGACGGAAAGGCCCGCUACAUCGGCCUUGCUGACUACGACAUAGAUCUGAUGCAGGAAAUCGUGGAGGAAUCCGAAGUGAAGAUAUCCACUAUACUCAGCUACGCCAAGUCCACGCUGUUCGAUAACCGCUUGCAGAACUACACCAAGUAUUUUAAGGACAAGGGUAUCGGAAUUAUCAACGCCGCAACUACAGGCAUGGGUCUCCUGUCCAGCAAAGGCCCUCAGAUCUGGCAUCCAGCUAGUGAUGAUAUCAAGGCUAUCUGCCGCAAAGCCUCCGAAUAUUGCAAGUCAAAGGACGUGGAACUGGCCCGCAUCGCCACCUGGUUCUCUCUCAACCAGCCCGACAUAGACACCAACAUCUGUGGGUUCUACAACGUGGAGCAGCUACUUGAUACCCUGGAUGUGCUGGACAAGGGACUGACCGAUGUGGAGAAGAAUGUGCUGCAAGAGAUACAAGUUCGAUUUUUCGACAAGGUGACCCUUCACUGGGACGACGUGGAACUGCCCGCGUACAAGGCCGAAAUGGAAAAACUGCAGAAGACACCCGAGUAAAUCUUUGUAAUUUUCUUGAUCUCUUAAAUAGUUUGUGUCCCCUUCAAUAUGUUGCAGACCACGAGGUGUAAGCUCAAGGCCUAGUCACUGAGGUGCAGCUGCUAUUGCACCGUGUGACCGCAUCAUGCGAGUUACUUUCAUGUGCGAGUGCAGGGUCAGUUGCUCGGUUGCCCCGUGCGCGCUACUACAACAUUUUUGUUUUCACUUUGACACGCGCCUUCCCCCAACCACAGAUACAACUCGACUAGGCGAAUUCUCCAUAGCAGUACCUGUCUACUGCGACGUCAGCAUGGGCGUAGCCAGGCUUGGUCUCAGGGUGGGGCAGCAGUAAACCUACUAAAGCGGCGGGAGCGCUGCUGGUAAAGGAGAACUGUGAAAA
Molecule: messenger RNA, 1444 nt
Organism: Aricia agestis (brown argus)
Lineage: Eukaryota; Metazoa; Arthropoda; Insecta; Lepidoptera; Lycaenidae
Product: L-galactose dehydrogenase-like
Exons: 7
Coding region: 73-1065 (330 amino acids)
Cellular component (GO): cytosol
Molecular function (GO): L-galactose dehydrogenase activity
Source: RefSeq, a predicted model, not a curated record